CAUUCGGCACCUUUUGUUUAUAUUUCAGCAUGUUGGCAUAUUCAUGUUCUAAGAGCGAAAUUCCAACGAAGCAAUGAGAAUUACCUGGGCGACCUGAAAAAUAACUACUAUAUCUGAGCUGAAAGGGGAUCAAGGGCUAAAAAUGGCAUUCCUGGGCGACUGUGUGAUUGUAUUUGUGUCGCAGAUGCUGUUUUUUGCCGGAGGAUGGUUGUUUUUCAACAAGGAACUCUUCAAGCACUAUGAAAUACGCCACAUAUCCGUUCAGCUGAUCUUCUCAGCCACCUUCGCGCUGUCGGUGACCAUGUUUGAGUUGAUUAUAUUCGAGAUCAUUGGCGUUCUAGAGUCCAGUUCCCGGUACUUCCAUUGGCGCUUGGGUCUCACAUUGCUACUGUUUAUGGUGACGGCUGUGAUACCGAUCUAUAUCUGCCACUCUGUGAUACACAGCAUUUCCUUCUUUUCCGACAAAUUGGUGAGAAUACUGACGACAAUCUGCUGGUUUGUCUUUCUCUAUGGCCUCUGGCGUAUUGGUGAACCAUUUCCACUGCUUAGUGCAUCCCACGGAAUCUUUACAAUUGAGCAGGGCGUCUCUCGGAUCAGUGUCAUUGGUGUCACCGUAAUGGCCAUACUCUCUGGCUUUGGUGCCGUGAACUAUCCCUACACCAGCAUGACCUACUUCAUCAAGCCCGUUUCACGUAAUGACAUCAUCUGUUUCGAGCGUCGAUUGGCUUUGACCGUGGAUAUGCUGGUGGCCAAGAAGCGACGCAUUGCCAUGGCUGCCUACAACCAUAAUAAGCAGCAUACCACGAAGCCGAGAAUCUGGGAAAUGAUAACAUCGGCAGUGCACCGCACAAGCAGCGGAGAAGACAUCAAUCAAUUGAAGCAAGAAGUCUAUGGCUUGGAGGAGCUACUGCGCUCCGUUUUCCUGGAGCUGAAUUCGCUGAAAAACAUGGAAGAGCGUCAGCGGUGGUCGCAAACGCUGAAGGGAAAGUACUUUAAUGUGAUUGGACACUUUUUCAGUGUCUACUGCGUCUAUAAGAUAUUUAUGUGUUGCAUCAACAUCAUAUUCGACAGAGUGGGCCGCAAGGAUCCCGUUACUCGUGGCCUGGAGAUUGCCAUCCAUUGGUGUGGCUUUGACAUAGACUUUGCCUUUUGGAACCAGCAUAUUUCAUUUAUGCUGGUCGGCUGCAUCGUGGUCACCUCCAUACGUGGCCUGUUGCUAACACUCACAAAGUUCUUUUAUCGCAUUUCAUCGAGUAAGUCCAGCAACAUAAUCGUGCUGAUCUUGGGUCAGAUCAUGGGCAUGUAUUUCUGCUCCUCGGUGCUGCUGAUGCGCAUGAAUAUGCCCGCCGAGUAUCGGGUGAUCAUCACCGAGGUACUCGGCAAUCUACACUUUAACUUCUAUCAUCGUUGGUUCGAUGUCAUAUUCCUGGUUAGCGCCCUGACUACCACCGUUGUGUUGUAUCUGUCUCGGAAGCCAGUUCCUUCGGAUGACUCCGACUUGCACUGAUACGGGGAUAUUCUCUCUCCUUCUGUUAGGUUUAAACUUUAAAGCAAUUGUUUUAUAAUCUUUUAGUAUAACCACGGCAAGCUU
Drosophila subobscura is the source of this 1591-nucleotide messenger RNA. It is a transcript of the gene GPHR, whose product is annotated as Golgi pH regulator. Gene Ontology annotation, molecular function: voltage-gated monoatomic anion channel activity. Gene Ontology annotation, cellular component: Golgi cisterna membrane. The transcript is spliced from 7 exons. Lineage: Eukaryota; Metazoa; Arthropoda; Insecta; Diptera; Drosophilidae. The record is from RefSeq and is a predicted model, not a curated record. Gene Ontology annotation, biological process: intracellular pH reduction. Bases 143 to 1507 code for a protein of 454 amino acids.